ACAGCUGGUGGGGUCAUUUGUUUUGCUCUCUUGGAAAACGAAGAAUUCAAUUUAAAAUGGACUUGGCUUUGAUUGCUAUUAUUAUGGCGUCGGCUGCCAUCGGGUUACAGGUGGUUCUAUCAUUAUUCUUUAUGUGCCGGUUACAGUAUCAGCGCAAGGAAUAUCUCACGAAAAUCCUGGAGCUAGAAAUGCAAACUGAAGAGAGGCAGCCUCUUUUAAGAAAUGAAACAGGUAUAUCACACCAAACUACGGGCUCUACACAAGCAGAACUUAUAGAGGCAGAAGAAGGUACUUUGAAGAAAAGAGAAGAAAGAUGGAGAGACCUGAAUAAAACUCGUGGAGCCCAGUCUACCCACGGAGGAAGAGUGGAAGCUGCAGCCUCAAAGGGACCAGGUGUUUCACAGCAAGCUAAGGGCCCCACACAAGCAACACUUAUAGAGGCAGAAGAUUUCCUGAAGGAAAGGGAAGAAAAAUGGAGAGACCUGAAUAAAACUCGCGGAGCCCAGUCUACCCAGGGAGGAAGAGUGGAAGCUGCAGCCUCAAAGGGACCAGGUGUUUCACAACAAGCUAAGGGCCCCACACAAGCAGAACUAAUAGAGGCAGAAGAAGAUUUCCUGAAGGAAAGGGAAGAAAAAUGGAGAGACCUGAAUAAAACUCGCGGAGCCCAGUCUACCCACGGAGGAAGAGUGGAAGCUGCAGCCUCAAAGGGACCAGGUGUUUCACAACAAGCUAAGGGCCCCACACAAGCAGAACUAAUAGAGGCAGAAGAAGAUUUCCUGAAGGAAAGGGAAGAAAAAUGGAGAGACCUGAAUAAAACUCGCGGAGCCCAGUCUACCCAGGGAGGAAGAGUGGAAGCUGCAGCCUCAAAGGGACCAGGUGUUUCACAGCAAGCUAAGGGCCUCACACAAGCAACACUUAUAGAGGCAGAAGAUUUCCUGAAGGAAAGGGAAGAAAAAUGGAGAGACCUGAAUAAAACUCGUGGAGCCCAGUCUACCCACGGAGGAAGAGUGGAAGCUGCAGCCUCAAAGGGACCAGGUGUUUCACAGCAAGCUAAGGGCCCCACACAAGCAACACUUAUAGAGGCAGAAGAUUUCCUGAAGGAAAGGGAAGAAAAAUGGAGAGACCUGAAUAAAACUCGCGGAGCCCAGUCUACCCACGGAGGAAGAGUGGAAGCUGAAGCCUCAAAGGGACCAGGUGUUUCACAGCAAGCUAAGGGCCUCACACAAGCAACACUUAUAGAGGCAGAAGAUUUCCUGAAGGAAAGGGAAGAAAAAUGGAGAGACCUGAAUAAAACUCGUGGAGCCCAGUCUACCCACGGAGGAAGAGUGGAAGCUGCAGCCUCAAAGGGACCAGGUGUUUCACAGCAAGCUAAGGGCCUCACACAAGCAGAACUUAUAGAGGCAGAAGAGGGUACUUUGAAGAAAAGAGAAGAAAGACGGAGAGACAUGAAUAAAACUCGCGGAGCACAGCCUACCCAUGGAGGAAGGGUGGAAGCUGGAGCCUCAAAGGGACCAGGUGUUUCACAGCAAGCUAAGGCCCCUACACUAGCAGAAUUCAUUGAGGCAGAAGAAGAUUUCCUGAAGGAGAGGGUAGAAAGAUGGAGAAACAUGGAUAAAGAUCGUGAGUGUCAGCCCCUCACGAAACGAACACAGAAGUGAUUGAUGGAGGAAUCUCUUUAGAUUGUAAAUAAACAGAGAGACAUAAAGGAUAAUUAUAACACUGUAACCUGUGACCGUCACUGUGACAUCUGUUAUAGACAAUAUAGUUUAGUAUAUGGGCUUUCGACUUGUUAGCAUUUACUCACAUUUUUUACCAAAGAAAUUGUUGAAUGUAUUAUCUAUCAGCCGUCCACAAAAAUAAACGAUUUAGAAUCAA
This is a messenger RNA of Penaeus indicus, 1875 nucleotides long. Its product is annotated as ribosome-binding protein 1-like. The transcript is spliced from 7 exons. Bases 57 to 1658 code for a protein of 533 amino acids. The record is from RefSeq and is a predicted model, not a curated record. NCBI's taxonomy places the organism in Eukaryota, Metazoa, Arthropoda, Malacostraca, Decapoda, Penaeidae.